This is a messenger RNA of Lepisosteus oculatus (spotted gar), 1641 nucleotides long. RefSeq names its product cation channel sperm-associated protein 3. The record is from RefSeq and is a predicted model, not a curated record. Lineage: Eukaryota; Metazoa; Chordata; Actinopteri; Semionotiformes; Lepisosteidae. Gene Ontology annotation, molecular function: voltage-gated calcium channel activity. Gene Ontology annotation, cellular component: membrane; acrosomal vesicle; CatSper complex. Gene Ontology annotation, biological process: flagellated sperm motility; sperm capacitation; transmembrane transport.
UGACGUAAAUCGCGCUCCUUUCUGUCAUGUAAUUAUGACCUCACAGUUACAUGAACGAAAUAAAUUAGUCGCUGGUGUUGCUGGAGUUUCUGCGUCUUGAAAAAGCUGCUAAAAGAAACUUGAAAAAAGAUUAAAUUCAACAAUGGAAAACGACGCUAAAAUUAAAGGAAGAAAAAGCAGUGAAUUUCUUAUCGAUGGAGCAGUCAGUCAGAUAGCUCUUCGGCGAUUCUCUGAUUGGAAUACUUCAGGAACAGGGUUGGCUUCUAGUAAAAAAGUGAGAAAGGAUAUCGAAUUCUAUGAUUACAUUUCCAACAUAACUCAAAAAUCAUUGUUCAAUGGCAUCAUCAUGUCGACAAUUUUAAUCAACGCCCUGUUCAUGGCGCUGGAGACAGACUAUGACCUGAAAUACAAACUCUACGGCUUUUUUGAGAUAGUAGACGAGCUUUUUCUGGCCAUUUACACCAUGGAGUUCUUGAUGAAGGUGUAUGUGGAGCCCAAGGGAUAUUGGAAGAGCGCGUACAACGUGUUUGAUGCCUUUAUUCUGACCGUGUCCUUCAUUCCACUAUUCAUCAGCGGGACAGGGAUGCGCUCCCUAAGCUCCCUGCGCAUGCUCCGCGCGGCUCGCUCCUUGAGAGUGCUUAAGACAGUCUCCUUUAUUCGGGGUUUGCAGGCUCUGAUUUCAGCGCUGUUCAAGACCCUGAAGAGUGUGGUGUAUGUCCUGGUAUUGCUCUUUCUCCUUAUGUUUAUCUUCGCAAUAAUUGGAUAUUACUUCUUCGGGGAUCCUGUUACUGGAGACCCUCAAAACUGGGGUGACCUGGGAGCUGCCCUCUUCACACUCUUCAGUUUAGUAACUGUUGAUGGCUGGACAGAUCUGCAGAAACGCCUGGAUGAUUUGGGCUUUACUUCCAGUCGGGCUUUUACGAUCGUUUUCAUUUUGCUUGGAUAUUUCAUUUUCUUUAACAUGUUCAUUGGAGUGGUCAUAAUGGAAAUUCACCAUUCGACAAAGAGCUUUGAGAAGGAGGUACAGAGUGAACGAGAAGCCUCACUCACGCAGAAGAAGCAGGCAAUCCUGCAGAGGCAGCAGGAGGAAGUCAGACAGCUCAUUCAAAGCCACACAAGCAACGACCAUAAAGAUUUCAGCAUGCUGGUGGAGCAGUUCAAAAAAUCGUUGCGGCGCACUGAUUACAUGGUUAUGGAAGAUCUUUGUACAAGCAUGUCAUUCAUAGAUAUCUACUUAGCAUCUCUGGAUCAUCAGGACAAUACUUUAAAUAGGUUGCAGCAGCUUUAUUUUGAAACUGCCUUUGUAUUGAGUCAGAUUGUGGAAGAGGACUUGCGUCAAGCAAAGGGGGAGAAAAAGGCAAAAAUCCUUGAGGAUAAAUGAACAAACUAGUGGAAUCCUGAAGAAGUUGAACCUCUGUUUUCACAGAAGCAAAUAAAAGCAGCAGUUGUCAUUUGUGUUACUUUGGGUUGGCGUGCAAAAUGUGCACUGGGAACUAGAAUCUGUUAGUCCCGCAAUCACUUAUUAACGCAUCACAUUAUAUAAUGUAUUAAAUUGCGCUAUUUGACUAUCAGAGUGAUUUUGUGUACCCACCACAGCAAGCUGGUAAUGUAAUAUAUCGAAUACAGUACAUUUACAUAGAA